Ceraceosorus bombacis is the source of this 663-nucleotide messenger RNA. NCBI's taxonomy places the organism in Eukaryota, Fungi, Basidiomycota, Exobasidiomycetes, Ceraceosorales, Ceraceosoraceae. The record is from the annotation of a GenBank genome assembly.
AUGCGUAUCGCAACUGGAGAUCCGAAGAGCGCCUUCCUUGGUUAUGCAGACAACCCCGAGGCCACCAAGAAGAAGAUCCUUACCGAUGUGUUUGCCAAAGGCGACGCCUUCUUCCGCUCCGGAGAUCUUCUGAGUCUAGACAAAGAUGGUGAGCGCGGUAUGCAACGAUGCGCGAAGCAUGCUAGUGAAGCUGACAACCUCCGCUCGCCUGCGCCAUCAGGAUUCUACUGGUUUGGUGACCGCAUCGGAGACACUUUCCGUUGGCGUUCUGAGAACGUCUCCACUGCAGAGGUGGCCACUGCUUUGGGAGAGGUGAUCGACGAAGCGAACGUCUACGGUGUCCUGGUACCCAACCACGAUGGACGUGCAGGAUGCGCGGCUGUGCCCAAGAACAUUGCAGCAACAAUGGAUCUGGCUAAACUUGCGCAGCACGCCAAGAAGCGUCUUCCAAAGUACGCUGUGCCGCUCUUCAUCCGAGUGGUGCCCACCACGGAGAGCACUGGUACUGUCAAGCAGCUCAAGGUGGCGCUCAGAAACGAAGGUAUCGAACACGAAAAAUGCGGCAGCGACCCACUCUAUUGGCUGCCGCCGUCUGCUGAUGCCUACGUCCCCUUCAAGAAGUCGGACUUCGAAGCCAUCGCUGCGGGCAAGAUCAAGCUCUGA